This is a messenger RNA of Owenia fusiformis, 12516 nucleotides long. Lineage: Eukaryota; Metazoa; Annelida; Polychaeta; Sabellida; Oweniidae. The record is from the annotation of a GenBank genome assembly.
AGGUAAACCUGAACCCGCGCAGUCUGUAUUAAUAUCGCCGAGUGUUGCUAUGGUGACCUCUGAGGGUGAGGACACACAGACAGACACACUGGUCGAUGAUAUAUCCGACAGCAUGGUAGUUAUAGAUGAUACAGACAUGCCAUCUUUUGAUUAUAUUGGUAUUCAGCAUGAGCAAAUAACAGAAAAACUAACCACUGAGCACAUCAUACAAGGAAUAGAUGAAUCAGAUAAAUCCGAAGAAACAACUGAACUGGAAGCUGUUCAAGAUGAUCAUAUUACCACAGAUAUGACUGUAGUAGCUGAACAAAAGGCCAUAUAUGUUGAAGAUCUUGAAACGAUGAUGACAAAACCACAUGAUAUAGGUGAAGAGUUGUUUGAGGCAAGACCAACUGAACAGUCAUCUGUAGAGCCAAUGGCCAAAGACAUUCAACAGCAACAACCAGGAGAGUAUAUAGAAAUAUAUCCUGACACUAUAGAUCCACUUCAGACAACUGAAACUAAGCUAUAUACUGAAUUGGAUGAACCUAAGGAGCGACAGCCUUACAUAGACAUAACACCUGAGAAAAGUGAAGGAGCUCCAUGUGAGGAAAUGGAGUUUGAAAUGGUGAAACAGGAUGUUCAAACAGAGUUAACAGAAAAAGAUAUUCACAUAUCUAAAAAAGAAGAUGAGGUUGUAGAAAGGAAGGAUGAGUCGGGGGAGGCUCAAUUGGAGACACAAAAGGAAAGUGAUAUCACUAGAGCUGAUGCAAAUGCAGAUAUUGAAUUGACCAAAGAAAUAUCAGAUUUGAUAAGUGAUGAACUAGAUAAGUUACGUGAAGAAUUAACAGAGGAAACUGUGUUAGAUGACAAGAUGGAGUCCAAGCCAAAAGACCAAUUACUUGAAUCUUGUUACGAAGUAGUAAGUGAGGACAAGGUAAUUGAAGAUACUGACAAAGCCAUAUCAGAUAGUACACUAUUGAUAAAGGCAACAUAUGAUGUAAUAUCUAUGGAUCAAUCAACACUUGAGACUGAGGACCAACAAGAUUCAGAAGGGGUAGUGCCUUGUGCCAAACUUGAUGAAUCUCAAGAGGAGCAGUCUAGAAUAGAGGAAAAUAGAACUGUUGAGGGAAUUAAACCUUUGUCAUCUGCAGCUGAUGCAGAUCUGACAGAAACUAAAAGAUCGCCUAAAUCAAGCUUAAGUAGGACAGACUCUAAAAAGAGAUCAAAAACAAAAAUAUCUGUUCAGAUGGAUGUAAGUGACGAGGAAGACUGGGAGGAAUAUGAUAGUGCUGAAUAUGAAGAGAGUGAAGAAGAUGAGGACUCAACAGAAGAUGAUUGGGUUAUUACACAUGAAGCUAAACAACCACAAAAAGAUCAAGGAGUUGCACAGUCCGAACCUUUGCUUGAUUCAAACUAUGAACCUAUUAAGUUAGAGAUAGAAGUAGUCAGAUCAGAUGUUGAACCAGAAGUUAAAUCAGAGGAAUAUGUUGAGAAAGUGGUUAAAUCUGAGACAAUGAUUGAAUCAGAGGUAGAACCUGGUGUUGAAGAAGUGGUUAAAUCUGAGACAAUGAUCGAAUCAGAGGUAGAACCUGGUGUUGAAGAAGUGGUUAAAUCUGGGACAAUAAUUGAAUCAGAGGUAGAACCUGGUGUUGAAGAAGUGGUUAAAUCUGAGACAAUGAUUGAAUCAGAGGUAGAACCUGGUGUUGAAGAAGUGGUUAAAUCUAGGACAAUAAUUGAAUCAGAGGUAGAACCUGGUGUUGAAGAAGUGGUUAAAUCUGAGACAAUAAUUGAAUCAGAGGUAGAACCUGGUGUUGAAGAAGUGGUUAAAUCUGAGACAAUAAUUGAAUCAGAGGUACAACCAAUUGAGGAGAAAGAGAUUAAAGAGGAUGAACCUGUAGUUGAGAAGAAAGUUGCAUCUGAACCAGUUGUUGAAUCAGAGGUUGAACUUAUUGUUGAUGAAGAAUCAGUUUUUGAAUCAGAGGUUGAACCUUUAGUUGAGAAGGAAGUUGAGUCUGAACCAGUUCUUGAAUCUAUGGUUGAAACUAUUGAUGAGAAGGGAGUUGAAUCUGAUGCAGUUCUUGAAUCAGAGGUUGAACCUAUUUUUGAUGAGGAAUCAAUUGUUGAAUCACAGGUUGCAGCCAUAGUUGAGAAGGAAGUUAAGUCUGAAUCAGUUCUUGAAUCUGAGGUUGAACCUGUAACUGAUAAGGAAGUUGAAUCUGAACAAAUUCUUGAAUCAGAGGUUGAACCUGUUGUUGAGGAAGAAGUUGAAUCUGAACCAGUUAUUGAACCUGAGGGUAAACCUGAAGUGGGGAAGAAAGUUGAGUCUGAACCAGUUGUUGAAUCUGAACCAGUUGUUGAAUCUGAGGUUGAACUUGUUGAGAAGAAGGAAGUUGAGUCUGAACCAGUUAUUCAAUCUGAGGUUGAGCCUGGAGUUAAUAAGGAAGUUGAAAAAAUUGAGCCUGAGCCAGUUGUACAAUCUCAGGUUGAACCUGUAGCUGAGAAGCAAGUUGUUGUUCAGGAUGAAGUUGUGUCUGAACCAGUUGUUGAAUCUGAAGUUGAACCUGUUGUUGAGUUGGAAAUUAAGUCUAAACCAGUUGUUGAAUAUGAGGUAGAACCUGUAGCUGAGAAAGAAAUUGAAACUGAACCAGUUGUCGAAUCUGAGCUUGAACCUGUAGCUGUAAAGGUAGUUGAAUCUGAACCAAUUCUUGAAUCAGAGGUUGGAACUGCUGUUGAGGAAGAAGCUUAUAAAGAAGUUGAAUUUGAACCAGUUCUUGAAUCAGAGGUUGAAACUGUUGUUCAUGAAGAAUCAGUUUUUGAAUCAGAGGUUGAACCUUUAGUUGAGAAGGAAGUUGAGUCUGAACCAGUUCUUGAAUCUAUGGUUGAAACUAUUGAUGAGAAGGGAGUUGAAUCUGAUGCAGUUAUUGAAUCAGAGGUUGAACCUAUUGUUGAUGAGGAACCAAUUGUUGAAUCAGAGGUUGCACCCAUAGUUGAGAAGGAAGUUAAGUCUGAAUCAGUUCUUGAAUCUGAGGUUGAACCUGUAACUGAUAAGGAAGUUGAAUCUGAACAAAUUCUUGAAUCAGAGGUUGAACCUGUUGUUGAGGACGAAGUUGAAUCCGAACCAGUUAUUCAAUCUGAGGUUGAGUUUGCAGUUAAUAAGGAAGUUGAAUCUGAACCAGUUGAUGAAUCUGAGGUUGAACUUGAUGAUGAUAAGGAAGUUGAAUCUGAACUAGUUCUUGAAUCAGGGGUUGAAGUUGUUAUUAAGGAUGAAAUGGAGCUUCAAAUGAUUAUCGAAUCAAAGGGUGAACCUUUUGUUAAGGAAGAAGCUGAUCAGGAACAAGUUGUUGAAUCUGAGUUUGAACCUGUGACUGAUAAGGAAGUUGAAUCUGAACCAAUUCUUACAACAGAGGUUGAACUGGUUGUUCAGGAAGAAGUUGAAUCUAAACCAGUUAUUAAAUCAGAGGUUGAACAUGUUAUUGAGAGAGAAGCUGAGUUUGAACCAGUUGUUAAAUCUGAGGUUGAACCUGUCACUGAUAAGGUAGUUGAGGAAGAUGUUGAAUUUGAAUCAGAGGUUGACCCUGUUGUUAAGGAUGAAGUUGAGUUUAAAACAGUUAUUGAAUCAGAGGUUGAACCUCUUGUUGAGGAAGAAGCUGAUCAUGAACGAGUUGUUGAAUCUGAGAUUGAACCUGUGACUGAUAAGGAACUUGAGUCUCAACCAGUUCUUGAAUCAGAGGUUGCACCUGUUGUAGAGGAUGAGGUUGAGUUUAAAACGGUUGUUAAAUCAAAGGUUGAACAUCUUGUAAAGGAGGAAGCUCAGUUUGGACCAGUUCUUGAAUCUGAACCAGGAACUGAUAAGGAACUUGAAUCUGAACCAGUUGUUGAAUCUGAGGUUGAACUUGUUGAUAAGAAGGGAGUUGAAUCUGAACUAGUUCUUGAAUCAGAGGCUGAACCUGUUGUUGAUGAAGUUGAGUUCAAAACAUUUGUUGAAUCAGAGAUUGAUCCUCUUGUUGAGGAAGAAGCUGAUCAUGAACUAGUUGUUGAAUCUGUGGUUGAACCAGUAACUGAUAAGGAACUUGAAUCCGUUGAGUCUAAACCAGUUGCUGCAUCAGAGGUUGAACCUCUUACUGAUAAGGAAGUUGAAUCUGAACCAAUUCUUGAAUCAGACGUUGAACCUGUUGAGAAAGAAGUUGAAUCUGAACCAGUUCUUAAAUUAGAGGUUGAAGCUGUUGUUGAGGAAGAAGUUGAAUCUGAACCAGUUCUUGAAUCAGGGGUUGAACCUGUAGUUGAGGAGGAAGUUGAGCCUGAGCCAUUCAUUGAAUCUGAGGUUGAACCUGUAGUUGAGAAGAAAGUUGAAUCUGAACCAAUAGUUGAAUCUGAGGUUGAACCUGUUGCUGAGAAGGAAGUUGAGUCUGAACUAGUUGUUGAAUCUGAGGUUGAACCUGUAACUGUUAAGGAACUUGAAUCUGAACCACUUCUUGAAUCAGAGGUUGAACCUCUUGUUGAGGAAGAAUCUGAGUUUGAACCAGUUCUUGAAUCUGAGGUUGAACCUGAAGUUGAGAAAGAAGUUGAAAUUGAACCAGUUGUUGAAUCUGAGGGUGAACCUGAAGUUGAUAUGGAAGUUGAAUCUGAACCAGUUGUUGAAUCUGAACCAGUUGUUGAAUCUGAGGUUGAACUUGUUGAGAAGAAGGAAGUUGAGUCUGAACCAUUUGUUGAAUCAGAGAUUGAACCUUUUGUUGAGAAAGACAUUGAAUCUGAACCAGUUGAGACAGAACCAGUUAUUCAAUCUGAGGUUGAACCCGUAGUUUACAUGGAAGUUGAAUCUGAACCAGUUGUUGAAUCUGAACCAGUUGCUGAAUCUGAGGUUGAACUUGUUGAGAAGAAGGAAGUUGAAUCUGAAGUAGUUCUUGAAUCAGAGUUUGAACCUGUUGUUAAGGAUGAAAUUGAGUUUAAAACGACUGUUGAAGCAGAGGUUGAACCUCUUGUUGAGGAAGAAUCUGAUCAUGAUCCUAUAGUUGAAUUUAAGGAAGACAUUGAAUCUAAACCAUUUAUUGAAUCAGAGGUCGAACCUGUUAUUGAUAAGGAAGUUGAAUCUGAACAAGUUCUGGAAACAGAGGUUGAACCUGUUGUUGAUAAGUUUGAACCAGUUAUUAAAUCUAAAGUUGAAGAAGACAAUGAAUCUAAACCAGUUAUUGAAUCAGAGGUUGAACCUGUUAUUGAUAAAGUAGUUGAGUCUGAAAUUGAAUCCACAUUUGAGAAGCAAGUUAUUAAAACUCAAGAAAUUGGAUCAGAUGAAGAAGUUUCAAGUGCCAUAGAAUCAAAAGCAGUUGUGGCAGGUGAUGCAUUUGAUGUUCUUGAUAGCCUAUUAAAAAUUGUGCCAGAACCUAUUGCUGAAGAUGUCCAACCUUUUCUUGAAAAAGAAAUUGAAUCUGAAUCAGGUAUUGAAUCAGAGGUUGAACUUCUUGUUCAUGAAGAAGGUCAUUCUGAACCAUUUGUUGAAUCCGAGGUUGAACCUGUAGUAAAGCAAGAAGUUGAAUCUGCACAAGUUGUUGAAUCUGAGUAUGAACCUGUCACUGAUAAGGAAGUUGAAUCAGAACCAGAUCUUGAAUCUGAGCCUGUUAUCAAGAAAGAAGUUGAAUCAGAGGUUCAACCUUUAACUGAUAAGGAAGUUGAAUCUGAACGCGUUCUUGAAUCAGAGAUUGAACCUGUUGAGGAAGAAGUUGAGCCUGACCCAUCUGUUGGAUCUAAGGUUGAACCUGUAUAUGAGAAAGAAUUUGAAUCUGAACCAGUUGUUGAAUCUGAGGUUGAAACUGUUGAUGAGAAGGAAAUUGAGUCUGAACCAGUUGUUGAAUCAGAGAUUGAACCUUUUGUUGAGAAAGAAGUUGAAUCUGAACCAGUUCUUGGAUCAGAUGUUAAAUCUACUGAGGAAGAAAUUGAGCCCGAGCCAUUUGUUGAAUCUGAGGUUGAGCCUGUAGUUGUGAAAGAGGUUGUACCUGAACCAGUUGUUGAAUCUGAGGUUGAACAUUUUGUUGAGAAGGAAGCUGUGCCUGAUCCAUCUGUUGGAUCUAAGGUUGAACCUGCUCUUGAGAAAGAAGUUGAAUCUGAACCAGUUCUUGCAUCUGAGGAUGAACCUGUAGUUGACAAAGAAGUUGAAUCUGUACCAGUUGUGGAAUCUGAGGUUCAACCUGAUGUUGAUAAGGAAGUUGAAUCUGAACUAGUUUUGGAAUCUGAGGUUGAAUCUGUAACUGAUAAGAAAGUUGAAUCUGAAUGGGUUCUUGAAUCAGAGGUUGAACCUGUUCUUGAAGAACUUGAAUCUGAACCAGUUAUUGAAUCUGAGAGUGAACUUGUAGUCGAGAAGGAAGUUGAAUCUGAACCAGUUGUUGAAUUUGAGGGUGAACUUGUAGUUGAGAAGGAAGUCAAAGCUGAACCAAUUCUUGAAUCAGAGGUUGAUCCUAUUGUUCAGGAUGAAAUUGAAUCUGAACCAGUUAUCGAAUCUGAGGUUGAACCUAUUGUUGAGGAAGAAGUUGAACCUGAGCCAUUUGUUGAAUCUGAGGUUGAACCUGUAGUUCAGAAAGAAAUUGAAUCGGAAUCAGUUGUUGUAUCUGAGGUUGAACAUGUUGUUGAGAAGAAAGUUGAAUCUGAACCAUUUCUUGAAUCAGAGCUUGAACCUGGUGUUGAGGAAGAAGUUGAGGCAGAGUCAAUGGUUGAAUCUGAGCUUGAACCUGUAGUUGAAAAAGAAGUUGAAUUUGAACCAGUUGUUGAAUCAGAGGUUGACCCUGUAACUAAUAAGGAAGUUAAAUCUGAGGUUGAAUUUUUAACUGAUAAGGAAGUUGAAUCAAAACAAGUUCUUGAAUCAGGGGUUGAACCUGUUGUUGAGGAAGAAGUUGAGGCAGAGUCAAUGGUUGAAUCUGAGCUUGAACCUGUAGUUGAAAAAGAAGUUGAAUCUGAACCAGUUCUUGAAUCAGAGGUUGGAACUGCUGUUGAGGAAGAAGCUUAUAAAGAAGUUGAAUUUAAACCAGUUAUUGAAUCAGAGGUUCAACCUGCAUUUGAGGAAGAAGCUGAGGGUGAACCAGUUGUUGAAUCUGAAGUUGAACCUGUAGCUGAUAAGGAAGUUGAAUCGGAACCAAGUGUUGAACCUGUUUAUCAGAAGGAAGUUGAAUCUAAACUAGUUCUUGAAUCAGAGGUUGAACCUGUUGUUGAGGAAGACGUUCAGUCUGAACCAAUUGAGAUUGAGCAUUUAGUUGUUCAAGAUAUUGAAACUGAACCAGUUGUUCAGUCUGAACUUGUUGAACCCACAUUUGAGGAGCAAGUUAUUAAAAAACAAGAAACUGAAUCACAUGAAGAAGUUUCAAGUGCAAUUGAAUUGAAAGCUAUAGUGGCAAGUGAUGCAUUUGAUGUUCUUGAUAGUUUAUUAAAAUUGGUACCAGAGCCUAUUGCUGGAGAUGUCCAAACUGUUGUUCAAGAAGAAAUUGAAUCUGAACCAGGUAUUGAGGUAAAACCUGUUGUUGAGGAAGAAGCUAAUCUUGAAUCAGUUAUUGAAGCUGAGGUUGAAUCUGUAGUUGAGAAGGAACUUGAAUCUGAACCAGUUGUUGGAUCAGAGGUUGAACCUGUUGUUGAGGAAGAAGUUGAAUCUGUACCAGUUGUGAAAUCUGUGGUUGAACCUGUAGUUCAGAAAGAAGUAGAAUCUGAACCAGUUGUUGAAUCUGAGGGGGAGAAUGUAGUAGAGAAUGAAGUUGAAUCUGAGGUUGAUCCUGUAGUUGAGAAGGAAGUUGAACCUGAGGUUGAUCCUGUAGUUGAGAAGGAAGUUGAACCUGAACCAGUUGUUGAAUCUGAGGUUGAACCUGUCACUGAUAAGGCAGUUGAAUCUGAACCAGUUUUUGAAUCUGAGGUUGAAUCUAUAAUUGAUAAGGAAGUUGAAUCUGAACCAAUUUUUGAAUCAGUUGAACCUGUUCUAGAUGAAGAAAGUGAGCCUGGGCCAUUUGUUGAAUCUGAGGUUGAAGCUGUAGUUGUGAAACAAGUUGAAUUUGAACCAGUUGUUCACUCUGAGUCUAAACCUGUAGUUGAGAAGGAAGUUGAGUCUGAUCCAGUUGUUGAAUCAGAGAUUAAACCUGUUGUUGAGGAAGAAGUUGAAUCUGAACCAGUUCUUGAAUCAGAGGUUGAACCUGAUGUUGAGGAAGAAGUUGAGCCUGAGUCAUUUGUUGAAUCUGAGGUUGAACCUGUCGUUGAGAAGGAAGUUGAGUUUGUACCAGUUGUUGAAUCAGAGGUUGAACCUGUUGUUGGGGAAGAAGUUGAGUCUGAAUCUGAGGUAGAACCUGUAGUUGAGAAGGAAAUUGAUUUUGAACCAGUUGUUAAACCUGAUGUUGAACCUGUAGUUCAGAAAGAAGUAGAAUCUGAACCAGUUAUUGAAUCUGAGGGGGAAAAUAUAGUAGAGAAGGAAGUUGAAUCUGAGGUUGAACCUGUAGUUGAGAAGAAAGUUGAACCUGAACCAGUUGUUCAAUCUGAAUUUGAAUCUGUAACUGAGAAGGAAGUUGAGUCUGAACCAUCAGAGGUUGAACCUGUUGUUGAGGAAGAAGUUGAAUCUGAACAAGUUCUAGAAUCAGAGGUUGAACCUGAUGUUGAGGAAGAAAUUGAGCCUGAGUCAUUUGUUGAAUCUGAGGUUGAACCUGUCGUCGAGAAGGAAGUUGAGUUUGUACCAGUUGUUGAAUCAGAGGUUGAACCUGUUGUUGGGGAAGAAGUUGAGUCUGAAUCUGAGGUAGAACCUGUAGUUGAGAAGGAAAUUGAUUUUGAACCAGUUGUUAAACCUGAUGUUGAACCUGUAGUUCAGAAAGAAGUAGAAUCUGAACCAGUUAUUGAAUCUGAGGGGGAAAAUGUAGUAGAGAAGGAAGUUGAAUCUGAGGUUGAACCUGUAGUUGAGAAGAAAGUUGAACCUGAACCAGUUGUUCAAUCUGAAUUUGAAUCUGUAACUGAUAAGACAGUUGAAUCUGAACCAAUUCUUGAAUCAGAGGAUGAACCUGUUGUAGAGGAAGAAAGUGAGCCUGGGCCAUUUGUUGAAUCUGAGGUUGAAGCUGUAGUUGUGAAAGAAGUUGAAUCUGAACCAGUUGUUGAAUUUGAGGUUGAACCUGUAGUUCAGAAGGAAGUUGAGUCUGAACAUGUUGUUGAAUCAGAGGUUGAACCUGUUGUUGAGGAAGAAGUUGAAUCUGAACCAGUUAUAGAAUCAGAGGUUGAACCUGAUGUUGAGGAAGAAGUUGAGCCUGAGUCAUUUGUAGAAUCUGAGGUUGAACCUGUAGUUGAGAAGGAAAUUGAAUCUGAUUCAGUUGUUGUAUCUGAGGUUGAACAUGUUGUUGAGAAGGAAGUUGAGUCUGCACCGGUUGCUGAAUCAGAGGUUGAACCUGUUGUUGAAGAAGAAGUUGAAUCUGUACCAGUUCUGAAAUCUGAGAUUGAACCUGUAGUUGAGAAGGAAAUUGAUUCUGAACCAGUUGUUAUAUCUGAUGUUGAACCUGUAGUUCAGAAAGAAGUAGAAUCUGAACCAGUUGUUGAAUCUGAGGGGGAAAAUGAAGUAGAGAAGGAAGUUGAAUCUGAGGUUGAACCUGUUGUUGAGAAGGAAGUUGAACCUGAACCAGUUGUUGAAUCUGAGCUUGAACCUGUCACUGAUAAGACAGUUGAAUCUGAACCAGUUUUUGAAUCUGAAGUUGAAUCUAUAACUAAUAAGGAAGUUGAAUCUGAACCAAUUCUUAUAUCAGAGGUUGAACCUGUUGUAGAGGAUGAUCAUGAGCCUGGGCCAUUUGUUGAAUCUGAGGUUGAAGCUGUAGUUGUGAAAGAAGUUGAAUCUGAACCAGUUGGUGAAUCUGAGGUCAAACCUGUAGUUGAGAAGGAAGUUGAGUCUGAACCAGUUGUUGAAUCUGAGGUUGAACCUGUAGUUGAGAAGGAAUUUGAUUCUGAACCUGUUGUUGAAUCUGAACAAAUUCUUGAAUCAGAGAUUCAACCUGUUGUUGAGGAAGAAGUUGAAUCUGAACCAGUUCUUGAAUCAGAGGUCGAACCUGAUGUUGAGGAAGAAGUUGAGCCUGAGAAAUUUGUUGAAUCUGAGGUUACACCUGUAGUUGAGAAAGAAGUUGAGUCUGAACCAGUUGUUGAAUCAGAGGUUGAACCUCUUGUUGAGAAAGAAGUUGAAUCUGAACCAGUUCUUGAAUCAGAGGUCGAACCUGAUGUUGAGGAAGAAGUUGAGCCUGAGACAUUUGUUGAAUCUGAGGUUGAACCUGUAGUUGAGAAAGAAGUUGAGUCUGAACCAGUUGUUGAAUCAGAGGUUGCACCUGUUGUUGAAGAGGAAGUUGAAUCUGAACCAGUUUUAGAAUCAGAGGUCGAACCUGAUGUUGAGGAAGAAGUUGAAUCUGAACCAGUUCUUGCAUCAGAGGUUGAACCUGUUCUUGAGAAAGAAGUUGAGUCUGAACCAGUUGUUGAAUCUGAGGUUGAACCUGUUGUUGAGAAGGAAGUUGAGUCUGAACCAGUUGUUAAAUCAGAGGUUGAACCUGUUGUUGAGGAAGAAGUUGGAUCUGAACGAGUUGUAGAUUCAGAGGUUGAACCUGAUGUUGAGGAAGAAGUUGAUCCUGAGUCAUUUGUUGAAUCUGAGGUUGAACCUGUAGUUGAGAAAGAAGUUGAAUUGGAAUCAGUUGUUGAAUCUGAGCUUGAACCUGUCACUGAAAAGACAGUUGAAUCUAAACCAGUUUUUGAAUCUGAAGUUGAAUCUAUAACUAAUAAGGAAGUUGAAUCUGAACCAAUUCUUGAAUCAGAGGUUGAACCUGUUGUAGAGGAUGAAAGAGAGCCUGGGCCAUUUGUUGAUUCUGAGGUUGAAGCUGUAGUUGUGAAAGAAGUUGAAUCUGAAACAGUUGUUGAAUCUGAGCCUAAACCUGUAGUUGAGAAGGAAGUUGAGUCAGAACCAGUUGUUGAAUCAGAGAUUCAAUCUGUUGAGGAAGAAGUUGAAUCUGAACCAGUUCUUGAAUCAGAGGUCGAACCUGAUGUUGAGGAAGAAGUUGAGCCUGAGUCAUUUGUUGAAUGUGAGGUUGAACCUGUACUUGAGAAGGGAGUUCAGUCUGAGCCAGUUGUUGAAUCAGAGGUUGAACCUGUUGUUGAGGAAGAAGUUGAAUCUGAACCAGUUCUGGAAUCUGAGGUUGAACCUGUUGUUGAGGAAGAAGUUGAAUCUGAACCAGUUCUGGAAUCUGAGGUCGAACCUGUUGUUGAGAAGGAAGUUGAGUCUGAACCAGUUGUUGAAUCUGAGUUUGAACCUGUAGUUGAGAAGGAAUUUGAUUCUGAACCUGUUGUUGAAUCUGAACAAAUUCUUGAAUCCGAGAUUCAACCUGUUGUUGAGGAAGAAGUUGAAUCGGAACCAGUUCUUGAAUCAGAGGUCGAACCUGAUGUUGAGGAAGAAGUUGAGACUGAGAAAUUUGUUGAAUCUGAGGUUGAACCUGUAGUUGAGAAAGAAGUUGAGUCUGAACCAGUUGUUGAAUCAUAUGUUGAACCUGUUGUUGAGGAAGAAGUUGAAUCUGAACCAGUUCUGGAAUCAGAGGUUGAACCUGAUGUUGAGGAAGAAAUUGAGCCUGAGUCAUUUGUUGAAUCUGAGGUUGAACCUGUCGUUGAGAAAGAAGUUGAGUUUGUACCAGUUGUUGAAUCAGAGGUUGAACCUGUUGUUGAGAAAGAAGUUGAGUCUGAAUCUAAGGUUGAACCUGUAGUUGAGAAGGUAAUUGAUUCUGAACCAAAUGUCAAAUCUGAUGUUGAACCUGUAGUUCAGAAAGAAGUAGAAUCUGAACCAGGUGUUGAAUCUAAGUGGGAAAAUGUAGUAGAGAAGGAAGUUGAAUCUGAGGUUGAACCUGUUGUUGAGAAGGAAGUUGAACCUGAACCAGUUGUUGAAUCUAAGCUUGAACCUGUAGUUGAGAAGGAAGUUGACUCUGAACCAGUUGGUGAAUCUGAGCCUAAACCUGUAGUUGAGAAGGAAGUUGAACCUGAACCAGUUGUUGAAUCUGAGCUUGAACCUGUCACUGAUAAGACAGUUGAAUCUGAACCAAUUUUUGAAUCAGAGGUUGAAUCUAUUGUUGAGGAAGAAAGUGAGCCUGGGCCAUUUGUUGAAUCUGAGGUCGAAGCUGUAGAUUUGAAAGAAGUUGAAUCUGAACCAGUUGUUGAAUCUGAGGUUGAACCUGUAGUUGAGAAAGAAGUUGAGUCUGAACAUGUUGUUGAAUCAGAGGUUGAACCUGUUGAUGAGGAAGAAGUUGAAUCUGAGCCCGUUGUAGAAUCAGAGGACGAACCUGAUGUUGAGGAAGAAGUUGAGCCCGAUUCAUCUGUUGAAUCUGAGGUUGAACCUGUAGUUGAGAAGGAAGUUGAGUCUGAACCAGUUGUUGAAUCAGAUGUUGAACCUGUUGUUGAGGAAGAAGUUGAAUCUGAACCACUUCUAGAAUCUGAGGUUGAACCUGAUGUUGAGGAAGAAGUUAAAUCUGAAUCAGCUAAAAUUGAACAUGAAAUUGUUCAAGAUAUUGAAUCUGAACAAGUUGUUGAGUCUGA